This is a messenger RNA of Myotis daubentonii (Daubenton's bat), 2462 nucleotides long. It is a transcript of the gene NCBP2, whose product is annotated as nuclear cap binding protein subunit 2. Gene Ontology annotation, molecular function: RNA cap binding. Lineage: Eukaryota; Metazoa; Chordata; Mammalia; Chiroptera; Vespertilionidae. The record is from RefSeq and is a predicted model, not a curated record. Gene Ontology annotation, biological process: mRNA cis splicing, via spliceosome. Gene Ontology annotation, cellular component: nuclear cap binding complex.
UCCGCGUCCUCUGGUUCUUCCCGUCGUGGCGGCGUCCUCGUCGACCUCUGUGCACUAUGUCCAGCGGCCUCCUGAAGGCGCUGCGCAGCGACUCCUAUGUGGAGCUGAGCCAGUACCGGGACCAGCACUUCCGGGGUGACAAUGAAGAACAAGAAAAAUUACUGAAGAAAAGCUGUACAUUGUAUGUUGGAAACCUUUCCUUUUAUACAACUGAAGAACAAAUCUAUGAACUCUUCAGCAAAAGUGGUGACAUAAAGAAAAUCAUUAUGGGCCUGGAUAAAAUGAAGAAAACAGCAUGUGGUUUCUGCUUUGUGGAGUACUACUCAAGAGCAGAUGCAGAAAAUGCCAUGCGGUACAUAAACGGAACUCGUCUGGAUGACCGGAUCAUUCGCACAGACUGGGAUGCAGGUUUUAAGGAGGGCAGGCAGUACGGCCGUGGACGGUCUGGAGGCCAGGUACGAGAUGAGUAUCGACAAGACUAUGAUGCUGGGAGAGGAGGCUAUGGAAAACUGGCCCAAAACCAGUGAGCAAAAACCAUCAUGAAAAACUCACUCCUUUGGCCUGCCAUUUUUACAAAUAUUUGAUCAAUGUCUCUACUGAGCCAGACACCACUUCAUGGCUUUCCUCUGAAAAUUAUUAAAGGACAGAAUCCAAAAGAAUGCCUUUAAUUCUAGUCUUAGAAUAUUGGGCAUGUGUAAGGUUACUGGAAUGAUUUUCUUACCAGGUCAAAAAUCGUGUUCCUUGGCAACGGAGUUUAUCUAUAAUGUUGAUUUAUCAGCCAAAACACCACACGUCUUUUAGGAAAAUUGGAAAAAGUUUACAAUUUUGUUUACCGUGUUUGUGUGUAAGCAGGUUCAUGGUCUACACAUUGGGGCCUGUAAUUAUCUAAAAAAUUUUUUAGUUGCCUUGAGAUAAAGUUUAAUAAAAGGAGUUUUGUUAUAGUCAUAUCUUUGCUCUAAAUUAGGAACAGACAACUGAGUUUUUCCCUAUGUUGAAUGCUAAUCUCUAAAGGCAAACUGAGGGAGUCAAAAGAACUUCCUAAAGAGUUGGUGCAAAAGUAAGCCUUAGACAGUCCCAGGGUGUACAACCUGCUCACAUGCUUUAGAUGUCAGGAAAUGAGGUACAGGACUUGAAGGGUAUUUACUAAGCAUAUUUUUUAAAAGGUGUGUUUUACCUAAAGCUAAAAAAAAGCCAGGGUUGGUUUGUAUUAUGAAGAACCUCAAAUACUCUAAGGGAAGUGGGGGACAUUGUCAGUAGGAAAUGGGAUGAAAUAUCAGAGGACACUUGUUAAAACAUUGUCUUGACAUGUUGAAGGUUGCUGUGAGGGCCAUCAGAUUUAUUGUUUUCGUUUUCAGAGUGAUCUUGGGACUAGAGUAGGUCUAAAAAAAGAGCUUGAAGAUUGAGAGACUGCCUAACGAAAAACAAUCAGAAAUGCUUUCCUCAGGAAAUAUGUUUUGGCCAAUUGUCAUGUUGAAGUCUGUCUGGUUUUUUUUUUUACUAAUUGUGCUUACUGAGUUUCAGAGCCUCGAUAGCAACAGUCUCCACAGAGAGGAAUCUAGAGUAUUUACUUGGCAUUUGUAAGGCAAGAGGUGAUUUCUCUCUAAUAGUAUGUUGAACUGUUGUUCUUUUUUAAUUUAUUGGGGUGACAUUGUUUAAUAGGAUCAUAGAGGUUUCAGGUGUAGAUUUCUAGGAUACAAGAUCUAUAUAUUGUAUUGUGUGCCCGCCUCCCAAAGUCAAAUCUUCUGUCACCAUAUAUUAAGUACCCUUCAUCCCCACCCACCCAUUCCCUUUGGCAACCACUACACUGCUAUUUGUGUCCAUGAGUUUCAGUUUUAUAUCCCACACAUGAGUGAAACCAUAUGGUUCUUAGCUUUUUCUGACUGGCUUAUUGCAUUUAGCAUAAUAUUCUCUAGAUCCAUCUGUGUUGUCACAAAUGGCAGUAUUUUUUUUUUUUAAUGGCUGAGUAGUAUUCCAUUGUGUGUAUGUACCACAUCUUCUUUAUCCAAUCCCCUAUCGCAGGACACUUUGGUUGUCUCUAUUAUUCAUUUAAAACUGCUAAUCUGGUAUAAUUUUUCCUGACAUAAGUGGCAUUUUUUCAUCUAGCAACAAAGUAUCUCCAAACUUCUUGUAGUUUGUGGGGCUGAAGUAUCUCAAAUGUGAACAUCUUUGACACUAGGUAAGUAUAGGUUUUCUCAUUACAUUGAAACCGGUUAUUUGAAUUUUUAUAAGAGCUAUAACUUCUUGUAAGUGCUUAAGAAAAAAACAUUUGCAGAUAUUUUAAUUUUAUGAGGACAUACUAUUGACUUUUUAAAUUUCUUUUUACACUAUAGUUUGAGUUUAAUGUAUUUUAUAUUCUUUUUUUAGUAAAACAUAACUCAGAUUUCUACAGACCUUAAAACCACAGUGGUUCUACAUGGAAUUGUGACUUCUGUAACAGAUUUCAAUAAAGUUGGACCAACUUA